Molecule: messenger RNA, 987 nt
Organism: Rotaria sp. Silwood1
Lineage: Eukaryota; Metazoa; Rotifera; Eurotatoria; Philodinida; Philodinidae
Source: the annotation of a GenBank genome assembly
AUGUUACUUUUGGAAACUUCUGAUGGCGAAUUAGUUGAUCGUAUUUGUCCAUGGUCACGUUAUGUACAACGUCCAGAAAAAGCCAAUGUAUAUCAUGGAGUAUUUUAUAAUCUAUCGGAGGAUCAAAUUUAUAAAUUUAAAUAUCCUCAACCAAAAAAACGUGAUCGAUUAAAAAUUUAUGAAGCUCAUGUUGGAAUUAGCUCAUCAAAAGAAGAAGUUUCUACAUAUGAAAAUUUUCGUAUUAAUGUUAUUCCUCAUAUUGUCAAACAAGGUUAUAAUACAAUUCAAUUAAUGGCUAUUAUGGAACAUUCUUAUUAUGCUAGUUUUGGUUAUCAAGUAACCAAUUUUUUUGCUGCAUCAAGCCGUUAUGGUACACUGGAAGAAUUAAAAGCAUUAGUUGAUGAAGCACAUAAACACGACUUAACUGUUAUACUUGAUCUUGUGCAUAGUCAUAGUUCAAAAAAUGUUCUUGAUGGACUUAAUAUGUUUGAUGGAACAGAUAGUUGCUUUUUUCAUGAUAGUCCACGUGGUUAUCAUAUGCUUUGGGAUAGUCGAUGUUUUAAUUAUCUGGCACGUGAAGUAAUGCGAUUUCUUCUUUCUAAUAUUCGAUAUUGGUUAGAAGAAUAUAAAUUUGAUGGAUUUCGAUUUGAUGGUGUGUCAUCAAUGCUUUAUCAUUCACAUGGCCUUGGACAUAAUUUUUCUGGUACAUAUAAAGAAUAUUUCGGUUUAGCAACGGAUACUGAUUCAUUUAAUUAUCUUCAAUUAGCUCAUCAUGUUAUUCAAACACUUUUUCCUGAAUCAAUAACAAUUGCUGAGGAAGUGUCAGGCAUGCCAACAUUAUGUCGACCACUUGCUGAAGGUGGUGCUGGUUUUGAUUAUCGUUUAGCUAUGGCGAUUCCGGAUCUUUGGAUUAAAUUCUUUAGAGAUAUAAGGGAUGAAGAUUGGGAAAUGGGUCAUAUAACAUGGGUAUUAACUAAUCGUCGAUGA